CACACCUCCCCGGAGUUAUAAGGCGGAGACAGAUUACUUCCGGUCGGUUACAGUCCGGAGGAGACCCGCAGCCGUAGCCGCUCCGCUCCACAGUCAGCGCCAGCGGAAUAAAGCCGCCAUGGGAACCCGGGAUGAUGAAUAUGAUUAUUUAUUUAAAGUGGUGCUGAUUGGAGACUCGGGUGUGGGGAAAAGUAACCUGCUGUCUCGUUUCACACGCAACGAGUUCAACCUGGAGAGCAAGAGCACCAUCGGUGUGGAAUUUGCCACUCGGAGCAUCCAAGUGGACGGAAAAACCAUCAAAGCUCAGAUUUGGGACACAGCAGGACAGGAGCGCUACAGAGCGAUCACAUCAGCGUACUAUCGAGGUGCAGUAGGAGCACUACUGGUCUAUGACAUUGCCAAGCACCUGACCUACGAGAACGUGGAGCGCUGGCUGAAGGAGCUGCGUGACCAUGCGGAUAACAAUAUCGUCAUCAUGUUGGUGGGCAACAAAAGUGACCUGAGGCAUCUCCGAGCCGUGCCCACUGACGAGGCCCGGGCCUUCGCAGAAAAAAACAACUUGUCUUUCAUCGAGACUUCAGCUUUGGACUCAACAAAUGUUGAAGAGGCUUUCAAAAAUAUCCUCACAGAAAUAUACCGUAUCGUAUCACAGAAGCAGAUCGCAGACAGGUCUGCACAUGAUGAGUCUCCUGGCAACAACGUGGUGGACAUCAGCGUCCCCCCGACCACCGAUGGGCUGAAGGGAAGCAAAUUCCAGUGCUGCCAGAACCUGUGACCUCGCUCUGUGUUUACUUCUUCCUCUAUUCCUCACACUCAUCGCUUCUUUGUUGUUUAUUGUGCAACCGCUGCUGCUCUGGUUUUCUCUACUCAUAGUCUAGAAGUUCCCCCUGCCUGUAAAGUUCUAGAUAACAUUCCUGUUUUUUUGGGGUUUUUUUGGUCUUGUGAUUUAUGUAUUUGAAACCACCCCCCUUUUUUUUUUUUCCUCUCGUAAGUGAUCCUGGUUGGUCGCUGAUCAUGUGACCCACUCCUGAGGAUAAAGGAUGGUGAGGGAUCAGUGUGUCUUGAACUUCCAGCCACUCUGAGGAGUUUCCACUCGGAGAUUCCCGACACUAAGCAAAAGCUGUGGUUCAGCCGGGCCCCUGGAAUAAGGGACCCUGCUAGUUUAACUUUUCUUGGCUGAGAAUCGGCAUGGGGCAAAACAUUUUCUCUGGAUUGUAUAGAUACCAAAGGGAGACUGCAAUCAUUUCAGUUGUGAAAUGAAGAAGGUGAACAUUUCAGACCGCAGUGUUGAUUAGCGCAGUACAGGGUGAAACUCCUGAGCGAGUUCAUGUGCUGAUUCUGUAUUUCGUUAUGGGAACAGUUACAGCAGUCGUGUGAAUAUUUCCUGUUUAAUCAUUUAUUUAUAAAUAUCCAUUAUAAAGGUAAAAAGGGUCGUUUCCCAGCCCAGGAAUUGCACUGUUAAAACAAGAGGAGCUGUUAAACAGGAGAGGAUGCACUCUUGGUUUCACUGCUGGUUAGAUGUCUCUCAUCUCAUACUCGAACAUGCAUCAUCCCAUGUUAUCAGAUUCUUGUUUGCAUUUCACUUAACCUCUUGUGUGAUUAGUUUGAAAAUGCCUUAUGGUUUUCCAUAUUCUGUGAUUAAAAACAAAUUUAUUAAAGCGUGGUUCUGACAUUCACAUGACCUCUAUGACGUCCACAUCAGGUGUUUUUCUUUUGCCUUUUUUUGAAUUAUCAGGAUAGAAAAUAAACCAAAAUAUUAUAAA
Messenger RNA from Silurus meridionalis, 1763 nucleotides. RefSeq names its product RAB11B, member RAS oncogene family, a (gene rab11ba). Gene Ontology annotation, molecular function: GTP binding; GTPase activity. Gene Ontology annotation, biological process: exocytosis. The transcript has 5 exons. The record is from RefSeq and is a predicted model, not a curated record. Gene Ontology annotation, cellular component: recycling endosome. Lineage: Eukaryota; Metazoa; Chordata; Actinopteri; Siluriformes; Siluridae. The coding region runs from base 119 to 775 and encodes 218 amino acids.